AUGGAACUUUUGCUGAUGGUGAUUGCCCUGCAUGCUUUGUGCUUAUUUCAAGGUGAAUUCUACAUGCUCAGCCUGUCUCAAGUCUGCUCUGGCACUCUUGGGGCUUUUUACAAUGGCAGCUGGGUACCUGUAAGCCUACAGUCCUUGAGCAUUCUGGAAAAGGAUGACAUUGGCCACAUCUGUAACAGCCUGGGUUGUGGAGGAGUUUUUGACUUCAGGGAAAACAAUACAGCACCUUUUAACACCUGUCUAACAGACUGUGUUUUCAUCAACUCCACACUGCACAACUGCUCUACCGCUGCACUUGAUAACUGCCUCAAAUUGAUGGAGAUAUUCUGUGAGUGGCAGGCUGUCCGUUUGAAGGGUGGAAAAGACAAAUGUGAAGGACGGGUAGAAUUGCUAAACGCUGGGCUUUGGGGUUCAGUGUGUGAUGAUGAAUGGGAUUCAAAUGGAGGAAAUGUGGUAUGUGCCCAGCUAGACUGUGGCACAGCUGUACAUAUAACACACAAGGCCAGUUGGUUUGGUCAAGGCACUGGUCCUGUUUAUAUCAGUAAACUGAACUGCACUGGAAAUGAAAAAAACCUAUGGGAGUGCAGCACUUACAACCACAGAGACAACAACUACUGCGGCCAUAAAGAGGAUGCUGGAGUUGUGUGUUCAGAAUCUUUGGAGAAGACUGUUGAGAGCAGCAGUAUGCUUUCAUCAGCAGUAUUGGGCUGUAUUGUUCUCUCUAUUGUUCUGGUGUUUGCACUAUUUUUAAUUGCUGCCCAAAGCAUCUACUACAGAAAAAGAAAUGCCUUAGAUGAUGAUCCUGUGGUUGCUGAGUGCAAUCAAGAGCAAGAAAAAGCAUCUGGAGAAGAUAAUGCUGUGAAAAAUAAGCCACAUUAUGCUGAAUCUGAUUCAGAAAGCACAUCUUCUGGUGAAUGUUAUGAAAACACACAAGCAGAAGAGGAAGAACUCUUGAAUCCAGAUGCUGUCUCUGAUUCAGAAAGCACAUUUUCUGGUGAAUGUUAUGAAAACACACAAGUAGAAGAGGAAGAACUCUUGAAUCCAGGACAUAACAAACUAACACACAUAAUUUCGAUUUCUUUAGAUGACAGCAGCACAUCUUCUGAGGAAGCAUAUGAAAAUGUGCCACCAUGCGAGUCCUCUGAUGACAGUGAUUACGAUGACAUAGCAAACUGGUAA
This is a messenger RNA of Trichomycterus rosablanca, 1188 nucleotides long. Its product is annotated as scavenger receptor cysteine-rich type 1 protein M130-like. Gene Ontology annotation, cellular component: plasma membrane. Gene Ontology annotation, molecular function: serine-type endopeptidase activity. The transcript has 9 exons. NCBI's taxonomy places the organism in Eukaryota, Metazoa, Chordata, Actinopteri, Siluriformes, Trichomycteridae. The coding region runs from base 1 to 1188 and encodes 395 amino acids. Gene Ontology annotation, biological process: zymogen activation. The record is from RefSeq and is a predicted model, not a curated record.